Messenger RNA from Dunckerocampus dactyliophorus (ringed pipefish), 2610 nucleotides. RefSeq names its product GH3 domain containing (gene ghdc). Lineage: Eukaryota; Metazoa; Chordata; Actinopteri; Syngnathiformes; Syngnathidae. Gene Ontology annotation, molecular function: acid-amino acid ligase activity. The transcript is spliced from 11 exons. Gene Ontology annotation, cellular component: cytoplasm. Bases 393 to 2279 code for a protein of 628 amino acids. The record is from RefSeq and is a predicted model, not a curated record.
UGCCACAUCCCAUAUGGCGGCGACGUUGACGUAUCGCAGCAGUGAAGACAGCGACUUUGGAGAGGAGCUACGUACGUAUAUUUGGUCACUCGUCGGCCACCCCACUGGCCAUCUACACCUUUCAGGUGUUAACUUUUUGCCACCCCUAUGUGAGUAAUGGUCUCACCUUGGCCACCCCAAUGAAAAAAAUCUGGCUGCGCCACUGGGUCACAUGAUGCUAGCAAGACGUUUGUAUUUAAUGACGAACUUGGACCCAAACACGGAAGUGACAUGGGCAGCUACAAAGAAAGGGUACUUCUCGAAGCGCCUUCGUUGCAUAUUAACCUUAACUGUCAUCAUCCGUCUUAAAACCUACAGUAAACGCUACCGAUAAGUGUUUGCUCACAUUCAACAUGACUGUGUCGGCAUUUCGAGCUGCUGUGCCGCUCUUUCUGGUGGCUACAUCAGUUCUCGUCGCCAUACUAAUACAAACCGAGGCCAUGCCGCCUCGCCUGGCGGUGACCGCUUGCUCUCUGGUGGGCAUGGCACUGGUCUGGAAGGACAUCCGAUCCAAAGUGAGAGGGCAAGGCCGGAUGUUAAGUAGCUUGCUUGGCCAGUACGUGGCCGUGAAGGUAGUGAGCUGGCUGGGCAGGCGGCAGCGGGCCAAGUUGGAGGGCGACACCGUGGACGUGAGGAGAGUCCAGGAGGACACACUGAUGGGACGACUUAGGAAAAACGAGCAGACGAUUUACGGGAGACUGUUUAACUUCAGUUCAAUAAAAGACAGCGCAACCUUCCGGGCACGCCAUCCCAUCACUACAUACGAGCAUUAUCGUGAGCUCAUAGGCCGCGUGGCGGCGGGGGAGGAGAAGGUGAUCACUGCAGGGAAGGUACUCAUCCUGGCUAUGACUUCUGGGACAUCUGGGCCCAGCGCCAUGCUGCUCAGCACCAAGGACACAAACUCUGAGUUCUUCCUGCAGGGUGUGGUUGUGUGUCUCGAUGCAAUGCGGCAAGCAUUCCCAGCCUCAGACAACCUUCAACGCACCACAAAGUUCUUCUACAUGCCAACUUUCCACCAGUCUGAGGCAGGCAUUCCCAUCGGGCCCAAUUCCUCCACACCGGCCUCUUCUCGUCACAUGCUCAACCUCUACACCACACCUUCGCCGGCCUUCCAGGUUCCCAGUGAGAAGGACGCACUCUAUCUCCAUCUCCUCUUUUCACUCAAAGAUCCAAGUGUGGGCACGCUGGAGUCCAACUUUACCUCCACUGUCUUUUACGCCUUCCAGUCCUUGCAGGAGCGCUGGCAGGAGCUGGUGGAGGACAUCGAGCGAGGGAAGGUGAGCACUGCUCUGAAUCUGGAGCCUGUCGUUAGAGUCAAGCUUGAAGCGCUCAUGAAGCCGGACCCGAAGAGAGCCGCUCAACUGCGGGUGCACUUCCAGGCAGGCUUCCAGGGAAUCGCCAAGCGCCUUUGGCCUGACCUCCACCUGGUUCUGGCCGUGGAUUCUGGCUCCAAUCAGAUCUACGGGGAGAUGUUGAGGGCCAAUUACUGCCAAGGAAUCCCUUUCUAUUCACCGUUCUAUGCUGCUACUGAAGGUUUGAUCGGGGUGAACCUGUGGCCCGAGGAGCCGAGGCGUUGGUACCUGCUGUGCCCUCGCUCUAUGUUCUGCGAAUUCCUGCCGGAGAGCAGCUUGGAGGAGGAGAUGCCCCCCACCCUGCUGAUGGAGGAGGUGAAGGAGGGGCAAAGCUACGAGCUGGUCAUCACCAACGCUGCAGGGCUCUUCAGAUAUCGCAUCGGUGACGUCGUGAAAGUGGUUGGAUUCCACAACAGAUGUCCAAUUGUUGAGUUUCAAUACAGGCGUGGCCAGAUGUUGAACGUACGUGGGGAGAAGGUGUCAGAGGUGGUGUUCCUGGAUGCUUUAAAGAAAGCUGUUGCUCAGUGGCCUGGCGCUCAGCUGGUGGAUUACUGCUGUGCAGAGAGCGGCAUUCUGGGAGAUUCCACUGGUGGUUGUGAUCCUCACUACCAGGUCUUCAUUGAGCUGAAAGGCGUGAGGAACCUCACAGAGGAGCAACGCUACAAGUUGGACGUGUGCCUCCAGCAGGACUCGGCAGUGUACAGAUCCUACCGCAUCAAAGGCAGCAUCGGACCAAUGAGGGUGCAGCUGGUCGCCCACGGUGCAUUCAAGGAACUCCGUAAGCAGAUGAUGAGCUUUUCCAACACCUCGCCCAACACCUUCAAAAUGCACCGAGUGUUGCGGCGGAAGGAAUAUGCUGACUUUCUCUUGGGGAAAACGGUUUCCUGAACACUUGCCGGCGUAAGUGCAUUGUGGGAAAUCACAUCAUACACGGUGGUAAAAGGGGAUUUCACUGCUCGUGCCUUCAACAUAACACUGACUAGUACAGCAUCCAUUGGAUUGUUUCGUGUUUACUUUGGAAAAAUGUACUAUGAUAGGUGGAACAACUGAUCCCUGGCGGGAUACAUAGUGGUUGUCUACAAACAUUUGUAAAUAUUUACAGUAUUCUGUCCCAUUCAUUAUAUUAAUUAUUUUACAUUAAAUUGAAUGACUUCAAUUGUUUUUUAAUUCAAUGUGUUCAUUAUUUGACUUCCAGCUUUCACCCUCCAAACGCAGGGGU